Messenger RNA from Prinia subflava (tawny-flanked prinia), 3296 nucleotides. RefSeq names its product inhibitor of growth family member 5 (gene ING5). Bases 119 to 841 code for a protein of 240 amino acids. Gene Ontology annotation, biological process: regulation of DNA-templated transcription; positive regulation of apoptotic signaling pathway. Lineage: Eukaryota; Metazoa; Chordata; Aves; Passeriformes; Cisticolidae. The record is from RefSeq and is a predicted model, not a curated record. Gene Ontology annotation, molecular function: chromatin binding. Gene Ontology annotation, cellular component: nucleus. The transcript has 8 exons.
AUGCAGCGCGAGCGGUGCCGGCGGCCAAUGGGCGGCGCGGGCCGUGCAUACGGGAUGAGGCCGCGGGCCUGCUCAUGCGGGCCCGGCGGGCGGCGGCGAGCGGCGCGCGGGCCGCAAGAUGGCGACUGCCAUGUACCUGGAGCACUACCUGGACAGUAUUGAGAAUCUGCCGUGCGAACUGCAGAGGAACUUCCAGCUGAUGCGGGAGCUGGAUCAGAGAACAGAAGACAAGAAGGCAGAGAUCGACAGCCUGGCAGCAGCGUACAUCGAGUCUGUAAAGAACAUGUUACCUGAGGAGAGAGUGGAGCACCUGAGGAAGAUCCAGAGCGCCUACAGCAAGUGUAAAGAGUACAGUGAUGACAAAGUGCAGCUGGCCAUGCAGACCUAUGAGAUGGUGGAUAAGCACAUCCGCCGGCUGGAUGCAGACUUGGCGCGCUUUGAGGCUGAUCUCAAAGACAAACUGGAAGGCAGCGACUUCGAAAGCCCUGCAUCCCGAAGCCUGAAAAAGGGACGAAGUCAGAAAGACAAAAGAAGCUCUCGUGGUCGAGGCAGGAGAACAUCUGAAGAAGACACACCAAAGAAAAAGAAGCUCAAAGGAGGGUCUGAGUUUGCUGAUACCAUCCUGUCAGUGCACCCCUCGGAUGUCCUGGACAUGCCGGUAGAUCCCAACGAGCCCACCUACUGCCUGUGUCACCAGGUGUCCUACGGAGAGAUGAUCGGCUGUGACAACCCCGAUUGCCCAAUUGAGUGGUUUCACUUUGCAUGUGUGGACCUGACCACCAAACCCAAAGGGAAAUGGUUUUGUCCUCGUUGUGUUCAGGAAAGAAAGAAAAAGAAGUAAAGAGUAGAGGGGGAUACAGCACCGAGGCAAGAAGAAUUUAAUAUAUUCCUUCAUUCAUGUUGCAAUAUUACCUUUGAUUAUUUUUUGUUAAUCUAUCCUCCAUCUUUUUCUGGUAUGAUAUUUAAUUAUCCAGUGGCCAGUUGAAAUUCCUGUUCUUUCCUAAGACAAUGACUUGGGGAGGGAGUCCCAAAUCCCUUUGCCACGGAGAUUUUAUUUAUGUUAGUCUUGCACAAUAAUACUGAGGGAGGGUGUUGCCUUUUCUGGCCGUUUCCAUUUCCCUGAGGAUUCUUUAAGUACAUCACUGUGAAGAUGAAACCUACAGUAUUCUUGGAGAGAGAGAAGGUCGGAUUUAUUCACAAAAUAAGAUGAAGGCCUGGACUGUUAGCUGUGAUUGCCUGUGUGGCACAUGGGUAAAUCAGGAAAUCAGGUUUUAGGGAAAGGCUCCAUGAGGACACUGUUCCAACAAUGGUGUGGCUCUGCUGUUGAAGGUCAUUCAGGAAUGUUGUAACAGAACUUCUUGUCUUUUUUAAUGGGCUGCAUUUGCAUGUUCUUGGCUUCUCUGGCUGCCUUUCAGAUGAAUGUGAAUCCUUGCAUUAGUGUCAGUGGCUGCAGCAGAAGGGGCAGCGGAAAUCAGGAGCUGGAAAGCAAAAUUCUCUGUUUUUUUCUUCCUCUGAGAUACAGUGGAUGCAGAACUGGAGGGAAGAGCACACAUAAGUCCAACACCUUGUAUCUGUGUCCUGCAUCAUUAACUGUCUUCAGGGAAAGAUGUAGUGGGGAAAGUGUUCCAGGUUUCCCUCCUGCUGGUGGAAGGAGGAAAAAAAGCCCCAAACUCAUGAAUUUUGCUGGCUCUGGUCCGUGUUGGGUGUUGGUGGCAGCUCUGUGCAGGGGUGUGUGCUGCUUGCCAUACCAGUGUGCAGGAGCUCUUGCUACAGACUGCUGGAAAGGCAUAAAGAAACUCCCGGAUAAACUUUCCUUCUGCUGAAUACAACAGCAGAGAAGAUUAAAAACACUUGUACUCAGAUUCUGGGACCUGUUUUCAAAAGAAAGAAGGCUUUUCCUGUUACACUGAGCCUCUAACUCAUGUUUUGCAGUGAAGGAAAGUAGAACACAGCUCCUGCCACCUCUUUCCCUCUGGGGCUUCGUGCCUGUUGCUGACAUAGGAGAAACCUCUCAAUUGUGAGGCAGCUUUUCUGUGAACAUUAAUUUAUGGCAGGAAAAAAGGAUGAAUUUUAGGAACAAAUCCCUGUCUUCGGGGUCCUGCCAUUUCCAGUGAGGUGCAGGUAUCUUUACUACAUUGCAUCAUGGAGAGAUAAGUUCCAUAGUUCAGUGCAUGAAAAUGCACAUUUGUGAUGCACAUUUGUCAUUGCUGCCACAGAACAGCACGUGGAAAACAGGCAGGGAAAUGAAAGCCAGAGUGCCGGACCAAAGGAGGAGGAACAGCACAGUCACACAGACCUGGAGUACAGCAAGCCCUCUUAUUCUUCCUGCCCCUUCAUGGGAGCAAAUUUGUGAUACCUCAUGAGCCAGCCUGUAAUGCAGUGCCCAGAGGGUGAGAGCUGUUCCAGGUUUUGUUUUCCCCUUCCACCCAAUGGUAUUGUAGACAAGUUUUCCUCCUGUUUUUCCUAAGGCUUUGUUAGUACUGAUAUUGCCAUGGAUUAAGCAUUUGAUUUGAAACAAUCUCAAAAUUCCACUCUGGAGAUCUUGCUGGAAACAUGCCAUGAGGGAAGAGAGCAGCUCUGGUUGGGCCAGUGUGGAGCAGUCUUCCCUCAGCUCCAAAAUUCUGGUCAGGUAGCAUAAAAAAACCACAUUUUAGAAGUGCUUUUGGGGCUUCAAAGAGCAUUUUUGACUUGAACCAGCAAAGCAAAAAGGAAAACAGGCUCUGGAAGGUAGAGCCCUCGAGAGAAAGGAUAAUUUGCUAGGAAUGAAGAAUAGUGUGAGGUACAACAUUGUCUCUUUUUUACAAUGUCUGUGAUGUGUAAAGCAUCCGAGAUUUGAUACCAGCAAUAAACUCUCCCACUGGGAACAUGCCAGUUCAGGGCUUGGAUGGGCUCAGGAGCAUCUCCUGCCCUCUUACACCUGGUAGUAGAGAUUUUUUACGACUCCUUGUAGACAGAAAUACCAGCAGCCUUCUUUUGUGCUUACUAAAGGAUUUAAAUCUUCUGACUUCUGAAUGUACAGUGUUAAAUCUUUCCUGGAGAAGAGGGUGAUCCCCAAAGGAAUCCCCCACUAAACAUUACCCAAAAAAACCCUGCCAGGAGGUCCCAGCUUUACUGCAGCUCAUCCAAACCGGAGGUCAAAACCGACCUUCCCUCAAUUACCGACACCGAGGAAAAAACUUUUAAAAAAUAAGUAAGGAAUGUAAAGUUUUAAAAAAAAAUUAAGAAGAAAUGUAUAUCUGUAUUUUUUUGGAUCUUGGAGAUGUUGGAUUAUAUUAUAAAUAAAGUAUUUUUGGGAA